AUGGCAGGCCUACAAGUCAUAGGAGCUGGGCUUGGUCGAACAGGAACUCUCUCAAUGAAGUUAGCUCUAGAAGAGUUAGGCUUCAAUCCUUGCCAUCAUAUGGCUGAAGUAAUGCUGGUCCAUACAGACCGAAAUCACCUGUUUAAGAAGAUAUACCAGGAGGAAGACAACAUUGAUGCAAUCAAAGAGUUGUUUGGUGGCUACGUGGCCGCGGUUGAUUACCCAGGAUGCAUGUUUUACGAGGAAUUUAUGAAAAUAAAUCCAGAUGCCAAAGUAAUUCUGACAGUAAGAGACUCACCUGAAGCGUGGGCUAAAUCAGCUAGAGAAACCAUCUUUAUGUUGAACACAGUGCAAUCUUGGCUCAAGAGGAAAGUUAUGAUAUUUGUUCAAGUGGCAUUGAAUCCGCGUGUGUAUUGGAUUCAACAGAUGAUGGUCAAAGUUCACGGAGUCGCUCCGAGUGAACCAAAAACAGAUCUCGCUCAGAUGUACACAGACUGGAACAAAAGAGUUAUUGAAACUGUGGCUGCUGAAAAACUCUUGAUAUUCAAUGUGAAGGAAGGAUGGAAGCCACUGUGUGAUUUUCUUGGGGUCCCAGUUCCUGAUACACCGUUUCCCAGGGUGAACAGUACUGCUAAUUUUAAGGAGAUGAUGAGUGCACGUGUGAAAAAGAAGAUGGGCGUCCUUCUCUUGAAAUUUGUGUUGGUUGUUUCCAUCGGUGCCGGAGCAGCGGUUCUGCUGACCCACUUUGGAUGA
Molecule: messenger RNA, 753 nt
Organism: Bolinopsis microptera
Lineage: Eukaryota; Metazoa; Ctenophora; Tentaculata; Lobata; Bolinopsidae
Exons: 1
Coding region: 1-753 (250 amino acids)
Source: RefSeq, a predicted model, not a curated record